Molecule: messenger RNA, 2426 nt
Organism: Helicoverpa zea (corn earworm)
Lineage: Eukaryota; Metazoa; Arthropoda; Insecta; Lepidoptera; Noctuidae
Gene: Pep
Product: zinc finger protein on ecdysone puffs
Exons: 11
Coding region: 143-2197 (684 amino acids)
Cellular component (GO): nucleus
Source: RefSeq, a predicted model, not a curated record
AUCGUCGGCCAUAUUUGUUGCAUUUGACGUUUUAUUAAUUUUCGGUCGUCGUCGUUCUUGCGUGUAAUUUGCAUUAUCCAUUCUUGUGAGUAAUAGCAGUGCUGUUAAGUUAUUUUAAUCGUUAUAUUUCAUCCGUGUAACUAUGGCGAACCGUAGACCUCAAAGUAACAGCGGGCGUCGCAUGGACUUCCAACGCAAUGAUCGCGGGAAGAACUUUGGGCGUAGCGGCGUCUCGCCAUGGCAGGGCGGCGGCCCCGGCGGUGGCUUGCCUAACCUGCUGCCUCUCUCGGGGGGCUCCACGGAAGCUACACUCGCGCUCGCUAGCAACAUUAUCAACCUGCUGCAGCCGCGGCAGAACCCUGUCCCCUCGCUCCUCGACAUGCCUAUAAGACGGGACUUCGGUCCCAAUAUGGGUCGGUAUGACCGCGGUUAUGGUCCCAACAGGAUGGGCAAUCAAGGUAAUUUCCGGCGUACGGGAACUUACAAUCGCUCCGGUGAGCGUGUCAACAACAAUCGUAAACCGUAUAGGCCCAAUGAUGGGCAAAGGCAACAAAACAAGAGUUCCCCGAAAAAGGAGGCCGAUUCAAAGGCUAAACCUGUAAAGGAGAGCAAAGCUUCACGUACUGAGACGGAAGAGAACAACGAUGCUGACUCUACCGAUCAGAAGGAUAAGGAAAAGGGUGAGGACACGAAGAAGGAGACGCCUAAGACCCGGUAUGAUGACAUCAACCCUCAGUUGCUGAAGUGUCAUAUAUGUAACAAGAGCAUGUGGGAUGGGAGGUCGUUUGAGAACCAUCUCAGCGGUCGAGCCCAUGCUAUCAUGAUGACGAAGACUGCGGAGAGCUACGCCCUCACUGCUGAUACUAUGAGGCAGGAGUUUAAGAUCCGCGAAAUGAAACGCACUCGCAAAGCCGGUCAGCAGCCAGCCCGAGACUUCUACUGCGCCAUGUGUGACAUGUACGCCGCCGAUGGGGCCAUACAUCGCACGACCGUCGGCCAUCGCAAACUCAAGAAGUACCUCCACCCAACCUGCACGUCCUGCCAUAAGGAGAUGCCCACCAGGAUCGAGUUGGAUGAGCAUCGGUUGACUGCGGAGCAUUUGAGGAAUAUGCAGGAUAAGCAGGAGAUCAUUACCAAGCCUAAGCCUGAAGUGAUGGUGAUCUCAACCCUGAACAUGGAACAGCUGUACUUACGCGAGGACAGGCAACGUCGUCGUCGCAACGAUGACAAGACUGACGAGAAGGAGCCCGAGGAUCAUGACGCUAAACAAGGAGACGGAGACAACCAGGUCAGUGAUGAUUGUGGAUAUAUUCAUUACUCUCUAGUGAUGGAACAGCUGUACUCACGCGAGGACAGGCAACGUCGUCGUCGCAAUGAUGACAAGACUGACGAGAAGGAGCCCGAGGAUCAUGACGCUAAACAAGGAGACGGAGACAACCAGGAGGGAGCAGAGAAGAAGGAAGAUGGAGAGUCCAAACCAGAGGGUGAGGAGAAGAAACUGCACUCUAUUGACCAUGAGAACACCAUACUGGACUACAAGGAGGGAGAUGACCUCACCGGAACUACCCAGGAUAUGUUCCCGGCUUACAGCACUGAACGCGGAGUCGGCGGUUCAUUCCUCUCCGAGUUCCGCUGCGUACAGUGCAGCCUGUGCCGCAAGCUGCUGGACAGCGAGGAGACGGCGCAGGUCCACCUCCGCACCUGGAGGCACCACCAGCUCUUCACCCGCCUGCUGGCCGAGAAGAGCGGCACACAACUGGGCGGUGACGGCAACAAGAGGGCGCAUAACUCUGAGGAUGCGAGUGAGGGAGACGCCAAGAGGCGCAAGACUGAUGACCAGGAACAGAACGGACAUGAUGAUGCUGAUGAGAAUGAUGUAAAAGAUGAGACUAUUGAGAACAAUGGCGAGGAAUCUAGAGAUGGCGACACUGACGCUCCCAUAGCUGAUGACCUUGAAAACUGGGAGCAGACUGUCGAUGAGAUACUCGAAGACGAACACGAUACCUCUGGAAAUCAAGAAACAGAACAACAACCAGAGCCAGUUCCCGAAAAAGUCCCAGUAGAGGAACCGGUGAAGCCUGUUGAGAUUGAGAAGCCCAAGACUCCACCAGCAGUUACCGCCGUCGCUGAGGAGAAGCCUCGAGGAUCCCCGCGCGGAAGAGGCCGUGGCCGGGGCAGAGGACGCGGAAGAUAUUAAUUUCCUUUGAGGAUAGUUAGCGCCAAUAAGUUUGCGUGUGUGAAGUUAGCUGUUUAAUUCAUCAGGUGUAAGCUAUACUCCAUUUGAGUCUAGUUACAGCCUUCUUAUCGUCACACUGCUGGGCUCAGACUUCCUCUCACAUGGAGAAGGAUUGAGCGUUUAAUCACUUUAAGUAAGCAGUAAAAAAUCUUGUCAGAUCUCUUUACACAAAUAAACUGCUUACUGCUUA